Drosophila elegans is the source of this 2811-nucleotide messenger RNA. It is a transcript of the gene dpa, whose product is annotated as DNA replication licensing factor MCM4. Lineage: Eukaryota; Metazoa; Arthropoda; Insecta; Diptera; Drosophilidae. The transcript has 7 exons. The record is from RefSeq and is a predicted model, not a curated record. Gene Ontology annotation, biological process: DNA strand elongation involved in DNA replication; DNA replication; double-strand break repair via break-induced replication. Bases 116 to 2719 code for a protein of 867 amino acids. Gene Ontology annotation, cellular component: nucleus; MCM complex. Gene Ontology annotation, molecular function: ATP hydrolysis activity; single-stranded DNA binding; single-stranded DNA helicase activity.
UUUCCCGCGUAUUUUUACUUGAGCUGCGACACCAGCGAGGCAUCGUCCGAAUUUUGGUCACAACAGUUCUAGUUUUCCUGCAGGACAGAUUAAAUAAAUAUACAGUUGUACGGAUAUGUCAAGCCCCGCUCGUUCGCCCAGUGUCGGAGCUGCCACGCCAAAACAGGGAGCCCGCACGCCUACGAGAGGCGUUGUUACGCACGAUGUGGAGACUCCCAUGCGCAUGGGGCCAGGUAGGGCCGGAGUUCGGCCCUCGGACAACAUCAGUUUGCCGCCCACAUCACCGGGAAACAUAAGUUUGCCGGCCACCAGUCCGGCCCGAGGACUGGGAGCCAACAUGAGUGAGAUCGAUUUAAGUUCGCCGCUCAACUACGGCACGCCCAGUUCGAUGGGCUCUAUUCGCACCCCGCGUUCCGGAAUUAGAGGCACUCCGCUGCGGGCACGUCCUGACAUCCGGACGGACAAGCGCAUCCGCCAGGUGGCCAUUGGCGGUGGCUCAGGGCUGGAGCCCAUUCCUGAGAAGGGUUCUGAGACCACCGAUCCUGUCUCUGAGUCCUCGCAAGCACCACAACUCGUUGUCUGGGGCACAAAUGUCGUUGUCAGCCAGUGCAAGUCCAAGUUCAAGUCGUUCAUAAUGCGAUUCAUUGACCCCGGUGCCGAGCAGGACGAGAUCUCCGAGAACAUCGAUGUGAAUCAGCCGUUGUAUCUGCAGAAACUGGAGGAGAUACACACUUUGGAAGAGCCGUACCUAAAUCUCAACUGUGCCCAUCUGAAGACCUUUGAUCAGGACUUGUAUCGCCAGUUGAUCUGCUAUCCGCAGGAGGUUAUUCCUGGUUUUGACAUGGCCAUAAACGAGAUGUUUUUUGAACGAUAUCCGGCCGCCCUGCUGGAGCACCAGAUCCAAGUGCGUCCCUUUAACGCAGACAAGACGCGCAACAUGCGCUCCUUGAAUCCCGAGGACAUGGACCAGCUAAUCAGCAUCAGCGGCAUGGUCAUCCGUUCUUCGAACGUUAUUCCCGAGAUGCGCGAGGCCUUCUUCAGUUGCAACAUCUGCUCCUUCAGCACUACUGUCGAGGUGGACCGCGGUCGCAUCAACCAGCCCACGCUGUGCACCAACUGCAAUACGAACCACUGUUUCCGCCUGAUCCACAACCGAUCCGAGUUCACGGACAAGCAACUCGUCAAGCUUCAGGAGUCACCGGACGACAUGGCAGCCGGGCAGACCCCUCACAAUGUGCUGCUGUAUGCCCACAACGAUCUGGUGGACAAGGUGCAGCCAGGAGACCGUGUUACCGUCACGGGAAUCUACCGGGCCACCCCUCUAAAGAGCGGGGGUCUCGGGUCUUCAGUGAAGAGCGUGUACAAGACCCACGUCGAUGUGGUGCACUUCCGCAAAGUGGACAACAAGCGGCUUUACGAGGAGGAGGAGGGCAAGGAUCACAUCUUCCCGCCAGAACGUGUUGAGCUGUUGCAGUUGCUGGCCAAGAAGCCAGACAUCUAUGACCGCCUGGCCAGGGCCAUUGCACCAUCAAUCUACGAGAACGACGACAUCAAGAAGGGCAUCUUGCUGCAGCUUUUUGGCGGCACAAAGAAGAAGCACGCAACUCUCGGCCGUCAGAACUUUAGAUCGGAGAUUCACCUGCUUCUGUGCGGUGAUCCGGGUACUUCCAAGUCCCAGAUGCUACAGUACGUCUUCAAUCUGGUGCCAAGAUCACAGUACACAUCUGGUCGCGGUUCUUCGGCAGUUGGUUUGACCGCCUAUGUGACCAAAGAUCCGGAGACACGCCAGCUGGUCCUGCAAACAGGUGCUCUGGUUUUGGCCGAUAAUGGUGUUUGUUGCAUUGACGAGUUCGACAAGAUGAACGACUCGACCCGUAGCGUGCUCCACGAGGUGAUGGAGCAGCAGACGCUGAGUAUUGCCAAGGCGGGCAUCAUCUGUCAGCUAAACGCAAGGACCUCCAUCCUCGCAGCCGCCAAUCCCGCCGAGUCGCAGUGGAACAAGCGCAAGAACAUUAUUGAUAAUGUGCAGCUUCCGCACACCCUGCUCUCCCGUUUCGAUUUGAUCUUUUUGGUCCUGGAUCCACAAGAUGAGAUCUUUGACAAGCGUUUGGCGAGCCAUUUGGUCUCUCUCUACUAUGUGACCCGGCACGAGGAGGAGGACACCAUGUUUGACAUGAGCGUUCUGCGCGACUACAUCGCUUAUGCCCGCGAGCAUCUCUCGCCCACGCUGUCGGAUGAGGCGCAGCAGCGACUGAUCCAGGCAUAUGUGGAUAUGCGCAAGGUGGGUGCCGGACGUGGCCAGAUCUCAGCCUACCCGCGCCAGCUGGAGAGUCUUAUUCGUCUGUCGGAGGCGCACGCCAAGGUGCGGCUUAGCAACGAGGUGGAACUGCUGGACGUGGAGGAGGCUUGGCGACUCCAUCGUGAGGCUCUUAAGCAGUCGGCCACUGAUCCGUUGUCCGGAAAGAUCGACGUAGGUAUCCUCACCACCGGACUAUCCACAGCAGCCCGCAAAAAACGUGCUGAUCUAGUGGCGGCCAUCAAGGAGAACCUCAAGAAAAAGGGCAAGGUUCUAACAGUUCCCUACCAGAAAUUGUUUAACGACAUUAAAGAGGGUUCACAAAUUAUGAUUACAAGAGAGCAGUUUGAGGAUGCUCUGAAGGAGGUUCAGGAUGAAGGCGCUAUUGUUGUCAUGGGCAAAAACACUAUUCGUAUUUGUUAAUUUUAUGUUUAUCUCAUUCGGAACCAUCAACUCAUUCAUUCCUAUUCUUAAGAGCAACUAAAAAAUGUUUUUCAAUAAAAAAUUUCUAACUA